AUGAGAAGAUUGUUUGCAACCCUGCUGGUUUAUUCAUGCCCCAAUGAUCCGCCAGCAUUGUGGACUAAAUUUGAAGAUGUUAUGUCUGAAGAUUUUCUUAGAUGCAAAACCUUAAUAGCAAGCCAAGUUAGGACAAAGGUACUUGAUCAAAUAAAUGGCUUCUUACAAUCUAUGGGGAAAACCAUUUCUUCAUUCAACUUGUACCCCUAUGAUUUCUCAAUGGAUGAUAUGGAAAGUCAGACAAGAGAGUUAAAUGUGGAAAGAAACAUAAUUGUUGCAGUAGCUAAUUUGGAUGCUUGUAUUCCGUUGAAUCAAAAGCAAAAAGAACCAUUUAAUGUCAUUUGUGAAAAAGUUUACAACAACAAAAGUGGUGCUUUCUUCAUUGAUGGUCCAGGGAGUACCGGAAAAACUUUUUUAUAUCGUGCAUUACUCGCUGAUAUAAGGUCAAAAGGUCAUAUUGUACUUACUACCGCAACAUCUGGCAUAGCUGCUUCAAUCCUUCCUGGAGGAAGAACAGCUCACUUACGAUUCAAAAUCCCAAUAGAUAUUUCUAAUGGAGGAACUUGUCGCAUCAGUAAGCAAAGCUCUCUAACAACUUUGAUCAGAGAAUCAAAGUUGAUCAUUUGGGAUGAGGCUCCAAUGUGUAAACGAGCAGCUAUUGAAGCAUUGGAUGAUCUGCUUAAAAACAUCAUGAACUCAAAUGAAAUUUUUGGAGGAAAGGUAGUGGUUUUUGGAGGAGAUUUUAGGCAAACAUUACUGAUUGUUCAUAGUGGAACUAAGGCUGAAACAGUUAAUGCUUGCUUGAUUAAUUCUCUCUUGUGGCCCUGCCUGCAAAAGUUACAAUUAACUAAAAACAUGAGAGCAAAAUUAGAUCCAUUGUUUACACAAAUUCUAUUGAAAAUAGGAGAUGGUUUAGAACAGGCAGACAGCGGUGAUUCAGUUGUUAUACCAUCUUCAAUUUUGAUCAAGUACACCAAUGAGGUUGAUUCACUUGAAAGACUAAUAGAUGCUGUCUAUCCUGAUAUUAACAGUAUAUCAGAAAAUGCAACUUUGUCUUUGAACAGAGCAAUACUGACAACAAAAAACUACUUUGUUGAUGAAAUCAAUGAUCUGAUGAUAGAAAAGUUUCCAGGAGAAAGCAUUGAAUAUAUCAGUUUUGAUCAAACAGUUGACCCAAAUCAUCAGGCUGAGUAUGUUAAUUUCCUUAACACAUUAAGUCCAAGUGGUUUACCUCCUCACAGGCUUGUGCUUAGGCCACAUGAACCAAUAAUUUUGUUACGAAAUCUUGAUCCAACUGAAGGGCUAUGCAAUGGAACAAGACUAAUCUGCAAGUCUUUGACUAAAAAUGUCAUUCAUGCACAGAUAGCAGUUGGUCACUUUACUAGCAAAAAAGUCUUCAUACAUAGGAUUCCUUUGCAACCUACAAAUGAUGAGCAAUACCUUGUUCCUUACAAAAGGACUCAGUUUCCUGUUCGUUUAUGUUUUGCUAUGACUAUCAACAAAUCUCAAGGACAAACACUUGAUUUUGUUGGUCUGUAUUUGAAGGAACCUGUGUUCUCCCACGGACAAUUAUAUGUUGCUUUGUCCCAUGCAAGAACAUCAAAUGCUGCUCGAGUUUUGAUUAAACCAGAGUAUUUUAGCUCAAAUGAUAUUGAUUGCACAAAAAAUAUAGUUUAUAGAGAAAUAUUUGACCAAUCUUGUUAUCUAUCUAAAAGUAAAUAUCCAACUUUACUUGCUGCCUUUUUUCUGUGA
Molecule: messenger RNA, 1752 nt
Organism: Coffea arabica (coffee)
Lineage: Eukaryota; Viridiplantae; Streptophyta; Magnoliopsida; Gentianales; Rubiaceae
Biological process (GO): telomere maintenance; DNA repair
Molecular function (GO): DNA helicase activity
Source: RefSeq, a predicted model, not a curated record